UAUACGAAACUCACGUGGGUUUUGUCACUAAAUUACAAACAGACGCUAAUAAUUGUAAAUUUUGAGUACUUAUUUGUUAUAGAGUAUGUGAAUCGUGACAGUUGUUGGAAGCAUGUGAAUCGGUGUAAAUCUUACUUAUUCGAACUAAUGAUUAUGAGAGCAGGUCAUCGCGUGGAUUGUACAAAUAUUUACGUUAUUGGUUAGGCCGGUUCUUUUGAAAAAACACGUGUUUUUUUUCGUUAACCAGCUGAACGCGGUUCUCUCAGAAAUGAGGUGUCCUCACGAAGUUGUUGUCACCUGUGACAGUUCGUCUGAAAAUUGGAGCGCAGCUACGUGGGAUCCAUGCACUGGAUCUAUGCUCUCAACCUACAAACAUGCCAGUGCUCUGGGGCAUCACUCUUUGCAGUUAUUGAAUGACUCUUAUCUGAUAGGCUCCAAUGCCACAAAACCAAUUCUGCACUUGUGGCCUCUGAACAGUCAAACGCCAGUUCCAAAUUUGAGGCUCAGUACACCAGGCAGAACUACUGCACUGGCAUGCACACCUAAUGGCUCGUACAUAGUAGCAGCAAUCAGUGAGAAGAUCUAUGUAUGGCAAACUUGCAAUGGUCAACUUUUCAACUCUUUUGCCAGGCAUUAUCAAUCUAUAACUUGUUUGGAAUUCAACAAGGAUGGAUCUUGCUUGGCCAGUGGCGCUGAAGAUGGUUUGAUUUUUGCUUGGUCUCUUAGUCAGAUUGCUAGUGAGAAGGAAGCAAAACCAAUUAGUUCCUUUUCUCAUCAUUCACUGCCUGUAAAAGAUCUGUACUUUGGUCAAGUUGGAAGUUUUGGUCGGUUGUGCUCAGUCUCAUUAGACAGAUCUGCAAGAAUUUACGACGUGUAUGCUGGCCAGCUACUCUUGACAUUGGUAUUCGAUGUUCCUCUCAUAUCAGUUUGUAUGGACAUUAUGGAGAACGAACUCUUUGUUGGAUCCUCUACUGGAGUAGUGAUAAAGUGCAACCUACGGGAUCCUCCCAGGGGAAUAGAGCAUCAUGUUCCUCUCAAUGGAAAUGACAAAAUCACAGUUUACAAGGGCCACGAAGGUAGCAUCACAGCCUUGUCAGUUUCGGUUGACUGCAUCACUCUGCUGUCUGGAUCUUCUGAUGGGAUGGUCCACCUGUGGGACAUCCCCAGCUGCCAAAUCAUUCUCACUCUCAAACACAAAGCCCCUAUUGUCUCAGCAUUCUUUGCCACGUCGUUCGAGAACUUCACAGCCAACAAUCUCAAACCGAGCUUGCAAGUCAAGCCCCUGCAGAAGGUAUCCGAUCCAGGCAACAAGAAUACUCUGAUCGAAAUAAUCAGAACCAACGAGGACGACUCCUGGAUACUAGAGUUUGAUUCGCAAGUAGAAGCUUCAACAACUGCAGCUUCGGACAGCUCGGCCAACGACUACGAUUUCAAGCGCGAAGACGCUCUGAAAGAGAUUCAGAGGCUUAAGAAAGUCAACGCAGAAAUGUACCAGUACAUAGCCAAGAACAUUCUCGAAAGCAACGAAACUUCAACAUGAAAACACAAGUGCAUCUAUCUCAUAAGAAAAUUCUUGUACAUUGAUCCUCACACGUUUGUAUAAUUUUUACUGUAAAUAGAAUUUCUCAAAAAAAAAAAAAAAAAAAAAAAAA
This is a messenger RNA of Nasonia vitripennis (jewel wasp), 1652 nucleotides long. RefSeq names its product WD repeat-containing protein 18. Gene Ontology annotation, molecular function: protein binding. Lineage: Eukaryota; Metazoa; Arthropoda; Insecta; Hymenoptera; Pteromalidae. The record is from RefSeq and is a predicted model, not a curated record. The coding region runs from base 269 to 1540 and encodes 423 amino acids. Gene Ontology annotation, cellular component: nuclear pre-replicative complex. Gene Ontology annotation, biological process: rRNA processing; DNA-templated DNA replication. The transcript is spliced from 2 exons.